ACACGUCCUCUUCGUCAUCUACAUCGCUGUCACCGUCCGUACUACCAACGCACACAGGGUCUCCGAGAUUAUAUAAAAAGACAUCAAACUCUCAGCUGACACCCCAAAGGCGUUCGAAUUCGCGUCAAAAAGCGCAAGCGCAAAUUCCACCCAUCAAUACACUUUCAGCAAUAGAAGAUAAUCAAUCUAUAGCUUCUUCAAUUAGUGAUUCGCCGAUCGAACGACCUUCCUCAUCUGCAGAACCGGACGAAGCAAAAACGACUGUAACAAUUAAUGUUGUAGAUCCUCGGACUGAACAGGUGAUAAAUGGUGAUGUUCCUCGAGAAAAUAAUUUCCAGAUAGAAAAUAUUUCCGACAGCCAUUUGGAUGCGAAUGAUUCCCAAUCAGGUAUUCAUAAAUUUUCUCCGGAACAUGCACAAGAACACAUUGAAUCAUGGAAUAGAAACUCGGUCUCAAACGGAGAUGAGAAUAAUAGACGGAUAGCCUUGGACAUGAUGACAUCACCAUCUAUUUCAUCAACUCAUGAUGCAUCACCAAUAUUGCACAAAAAGAACUCAAAUACUCGAUUAAAGGAACAUCGGAGGCAAAAUUCCCGUCAAAAGGAUCAGACCGUUUUUGUCGAUCAAGAAAGCGAUGAAGGAUAUCAAUCAGACCGUAACGUAAAUCGCCGAAAUUCUUUAGAAACUCCUGUCAUAGAAAAAAAUUUUCAAGAUUCAACUCAAGAGGAUGAAACUUUUAUAAAACCUGGGCACAGGAGACGGAGGAGGAGAACCAGGAGUUCUAAAAAUAACAACCAGCAAAAUUCACGAGAACAGCAGCGCCCUGAACAAAAAUCAUCAAAACAUGAACAAACACCGAAGCAUGAACUUGUACAACAUAAGGUUAACGAGUUAACUAGAUCGCGCAAGUCUAGUGAUUCAAUUAGGUCAAUGUCAUUCGCUCCUUUGCAGAAACAAUUGCAUGUACAAAAUCCCGCGCAGCAACAACAACCGAAUGAAUUGAACAAAUCUCUUCAAAUUGGAGAUUCAACAAAAACAAAUUGGCCAAAGUCAACGAAUCAAAACAUCGAUGCUUUACAAUUUCAAUCACAACAACGACCGCAUCAGCGUUCUGAUCAAUCAACCUAUUUUCCUUCCGUCAAUAAACGUAAUAAUGUCCCUAUCUACCAACAACCUUCGAACGCCACAACUAUUCCCGCAAAAGCCGAGUUGAACAAAAAUACGACCAUAUUCCGAAGAUCAGAAAUACUUGCGUCACCUCAUACUGAAAUCUCAACACAAAAUACCCAUCUGAUUGAUCAAUCGAAUACCGAUACCCCCAUGACAAAGUUUACUUCCUAUGCUGAUGUAAUUUCACCUCAUAAUCGAAAUUCUUCAGUCACAACGAGAAUUCCUCAGACAAUGAAUUCGUUGUUAUCAAAUGAGGUUAAAAUUACAACACCCGCCCCAACUGCUUCUGUAAUGAAUGUUACAAACCGCCAAUGGUACUCACCUUUCGGAUCUGGUCUCUCUAUUCAAUUUACCCCACCGACCUCCCCCAAAAAUAGCCACAGCAAGCUGCCAUCAUCAAAAAAUUCUUCACUCACUUUUGCUUCAACGUCUAACUCUUCAUCAACUAUACCUGAACGACAUCAGUCAGUGAUUUCACCACCACCCCCAAUAUCUGCCGCAAACAAUGCGUCUUCAUCAAUGUCGAUGUUUACUUCUUCACCUUUUUCUACUCUAAACACAUCUUCAUCGAAUUUAAAUCAAUUAAAUUCUAUGAACGCAUUGUCGGCCUCAUCUUCAUUAAGGGGAACAUUCUUCGGUAAAAAACAUCCGAUUUUGGACAAAGAAAAGGGUGAUAU
Molecule: messenger RNA, 1846 nt
Organism: Acaulospora morrowiae
Lineage: Eukaryota; Fungi; Glomeromycota; Glomeromycetes; Diversisporales; Acaulosporaceae
Source: the annotation of a GenBank genome assembly